AUGUUGCAAGCGUUGCCCAGACAACUCAUCUCCAAGGCAUCACCCACAAUCCUCAGCGUGCACACCAGUGCUAAACGCUUAGCACUAGCUAACGCUAGAGCCAACACCAGUGCCCUAACUUACGUCACCCUAUGGUCACUACCUAGUGGUGUCGCCCAGCCACUGCCAGUGGAGUCGCCCUCUACCUCCAGCCGUGUUGUAGCCCAGUUGGCCCACAAU
Ilex paraguariensis (yerba mate) is the source of this 219-nucleotide messenger RNA. The record is from the annotation of a GenBank genome assembly. Lineage: Eukaryota; Viridiplantae; Streptophyta; Magnoliopsida; Aquifoliales; Aquifoliaceae.